AGAGAGAGAGAGAGACAGGGGAGGUAGUCAGUUUGCAAGUACGAGAGAGGAAGGAGGUGUGUUUCAGUUUAGUUUCAGUGCAUGUUGGUGCACAUUGUCUGUGGUGCACUGCAGGGUGGCAGGAGUCAUCGGCACUGAGUUCUGUCCCCCAGGCCUGCGUCAGUACCAUGCCCCAGCAGUGAUGGACUCCCAGAACCGGGCUGCGCUGGACAUCUCCACCCGAAACCCACAGGAGGACUUUGAGAUCCUGAUCCGGGUUGGCGGCGGCACCUAUGGGGAGGUUUACAAGGCACGGAAUAAACAGAGUGGUGAUCUGGCUGCCAUCAAAGUCAUUAAAAUGGAACCAGAGGACGAUUUCUCGGUGAUUCAGCAGGAGAUUGUGAUGGUGAAGAGCUGCACGCACCCCAACAUUGUGGCGUACCAUGGGAGCUACAUACGGGCUAACAAGCUGUGGAUCUGCAUGGAGUACUGCGGAGGAGGAUCGCUGCAGGACAUCUACCACGUAACGGGACAUCUCUCAGAGUCUCAGAUUGCUUAUGUGUGCAGGGAGAUGCUGAAGGGCUUGGAUUACCUGCACAGUCAGAGGAAGAUUCACAGGGACAUAAAGGGGGCCAAUAUUCUUCUGAAUGACAAUGGAGAGGUCAAGCUGGCUGAUUUCGGGAUUUCAGCGCAGAUCACGGCCACAUUCGCCCGCCGCAUGUCCUUCAUUGGGACGCCUUACUGGAUGGCACCAGAGGUGGCUGCAGUGGAAAUAAAAGGCGGCUACAAUGAGCUGUGUGACGUGUGGUCAGUGGGCAUCACUGCCAUUGAGCUGGCAGAGCUGCAGCCUCCCAUGUUUGACGUUCACCCACUACGGGUGCUGUUCCUCAUGUCCAAGAGUGGCUACCAGCCUCCCAAACUGAAGGACAAAGCCAAAUGGUCCUCCUCCUUCCACAACUUCAUAAAGAUGACGCUCAUCAGGAACCCCAAAAAGCGGCCCAGCGCCUCUAAAAUGCUCACUCACUUGUUUGUCACGCAGUCCUGUCUGAACCAGUCCCUGACACUUGACCUUCUGGAGAAGCUCCGUCACCCAGAGAAGCUGAAACACUGCAUACAAGCCGAGGAAGAGGAGAUUGAGCUGGCGAUGCCCAGCUCCCUCAGAAGAAUUCACUCUACAAACCGACACAACCAGGCAGAGCGAACAAAAUCUGACAGCAACAUGAAGGAGAUCUACACCAAGAGACCAGUGCGUCAAGAGAACGAAUCCCCAGAGGGAACGUUACGGUCCUCAGUACAGUGGGCAGUGGCCUCCGGGGGCAGGAAUUCCUCAGACCGCAAGGACUUGAACAGAAAUGAGAGCAUAGACUCAGAUGAUGACUAUGAUGACGUGGACAUCCCCAGUAACUGCAACACCAAUGAGACAUUACCUGCUGAUGAAGUCCCACCCCCUCUUCCUCCAAAACCCAGGAUGCACACAAGCUCAGAGGAGAUUACGGCAGGGGAAGAGGAUCGGGGACGGACCGGGGGCUCCCUCUAUGUCCCCUCUCCCCUGCUGCGGUGUUACAGCGGAAGUGGCGGUCGGCCUGUCCCCAGACCACGGUCGGUACGCAACGUCAACUCCGACCCCACUUCCUUCACGGGUCAGAAGAUAGACAGCCCGCCCGACCUGCCCCCCAAGAUGGAGAGGAGACGACAACCCCCCCAGCAUGCCCGCGUUGAAUGUGCCAGUCCAGUAUUGCAGAAACCUCCAGUGUUCUUCAAGAAAGUGUUCCAUGGCUGCCCUCUAAAACUGACCUGCUCGACCAUAUGGGACCACCCCACGACCAAAGAUCACCACCUCAUCUUUGGAGCAGACGAGGGUAUUUUCACUCUGAACCUGAGUGGGCCGGAGGCCACGAUGGAGCUGCUGUAUCCAGGAAAGUGCAGUUGGGUCUACACCAUUAACAAUGUCCUUAUGUCAAUAUCAGGUAAAGCCUCCCAGCUGCAUUCCCACUCCUUAAAAGAGCUGUACGAACAGGCUCGCAAGGAGCACAGAAUGGUGCAGCUGCCGACGCACAGGCUGCUCCCCAGGAAGUUCACUGUGUCCAGUAAAAUACCAGAUACCAAGGGCUGCAGAACCUGCUCAGUAGCCCAAAAUUCCCAGCGUGGCUGCGUGUUCCUGUGUGGUGCUCUGGAGUCCAGCGUGGUGCUCCUGCAGUGGUACGAUCCCCUGCACAAGUUCAUGCUCAUCAGGCACUUCGACUUCCCAUUGCCAAGUCCCCUGCGUGUGUUUGAGAUGCUGGUGGCACCAGAUCAGGAGUAUCCCCUGGUUUGCAUUUGGGUGGCCAGGGGCCCCACUGCUGCCCAGCCUGUUCAGGUGGACUGCAUCAACCUCAACUCAAACACCUCCUGGUUCUGCAGCACUGGCUCAGGUAACACAGCCCCUAGUGCAAUGCAAGUGAACCAGCUCGACAGUAGCACACUUCUGGUGCUGAUUGAGAAGUCAGUGCACAUUGUGAGCCUGGAGGGGGUGCCGAAGAGCCAGAGGAAAAUACAGUCUGAGACAAACUUCUCCUUCGCUGUGGAGGCAGCAGUGUUCUUCGAGGACACCUUGCUGGCUGUCUGGAGGCACGGCUGGCAGCGCAGGGGGGAGAGCUUCUCUGACGUGCUGCAGGAGGUCACAGACCCCAGGAAGACCUUCCGUCUGGUGGGGUCAGACAGGAUGGUUGUCAUGGAAACACGGCAGUGCGAGGACCAGUCGGGACUUAGCAACCUGUACAUCCUGGAGAUCGCAGAGAACCUGACCCCCGCGCCCUAAGCCCGGACGUCCCGGCAGACCAGAGGGAAGGACCGCCGCCUGGCGAUAGCAACGGGCCUUCCCCGAAGACGUUGGCCGUCCCCGUUACCUCAUGAUUUUCAUCAGCGUGUCCAGCGGCGGACACAUACCGGCUCGGUGGAGGCCCUGUCUGUACCCGCUGUGUUCUGAGGAACGCACCAUGUUGAAACUGUGCUUUAACUCUAUCCACAUCAGGGGAUAGGAUGUACUAGUUGCACAAACCACGUGUGCGCAACCCAGACAAAUACACACCCCUCCGUUCCUUAUACAAAAAGGUAAAUGUACAAGCAGGCAUAUACUGACCCACAGUCUCAACAUACACACACACACACUCAUCUAGUUCCCUGGUGUGCAGCUGAACGGCGGGUUGCCAGAGAGCUCCCACUCCAGUGAGGAUGUCCUGAAACCCUCAGACAAAUGCAUGUAUUCAUAACCAUCAGUCAAUAAAGACUCUUUUAUAAUGUCGCCUUCUCCACUGUUCAGCACACUGGCCAGCACACACACUGAAGCAUGUGUUCUCCUUGCUGAGUUACUCAAAAUGGACGAGUCAGAGCUUCUGUGAUUGUACAGUUGUGUCUGUAGUCAUCUAAAUGUAUGGCAGUCCAAUGUGAACUUCUCUUUAAAGUGGCUUAUUUAUUAAAAAGUGACAAAACGUCAUUUUAUUACUCACCUUCA
Molecule: messenger RNA, 3469 nt
Organism: Anguilla anguilla (European eel)
Lineage: Eukaryota; Metazoa; Chordata; Actinopteri; Anguilliformes; Anguillidae
Product: mitogen-activated protein kinase kinase kinase kinase 5-like
Exons: 32
Coding region: 182-2776 (864 amino acids)
Biological process (GO): protein phosphorylation
Molecular function (GO): ATP binding; MAP kinase kinase kinase kinase activity
Source: RefSeq, a predicted model, not a curated record